AUGGCGGCUAGUUUCCCGAACAGCCUUCAUCAAUGGAGUCGACAAUGCACACCUGUCGCCCGAAAACUUGUUCGCUCAAUCAUUGCAACUUCACCUCAACCUCUUUCCACCAAAGAUAUAUUCAACAUCGCGGUGAACAAGACAGGCAUUUCACCGUCCUCAGACAAACCGUUGCAGCGUCUUGUCCCAAGGAAGCCAAUCAGCCAGGCACAAUCUAGACGUGGUUUGGAAAGACAGCCUCCUCCAGAACCUCCUCAUCCGAAACAUGCUAUACGCUCAAUCAGUUACUUGAAAAAUAUCGUGUUACCACAUCUAGCUGCGAGUAACGUUGUGGAGAAAGUGUGCACGAAGCGUACACUGUCGCAAGCAGAGGUUGAGCAGAGGUUGCAGACAAUGACAAAGUCUGCGCGACGGCAACAAGGAGAUUUGCUCUCCACCGCAGUCAACACUUGGUUAUGGCAAGCAAAAGUCAAACAGAAGCCCAAACCAAGUGCAUCUGGAAAGCACCAGAAAUCCUUACUGAAGCCUGAACCACCGCGCUUCACAUCCGCUGCCGUGGGUCAUGGAGAGGAUUGGAGUCAUUUGAAUAAGAGGAGACAGCGAGCAAGAAAACUCAAAGUUCAACGGGACUUGAACUGGAUGUGGAAGUUGCAGAACACUCGGAGGGAUGCUGCCCUGCAGAUACUUAACUCCCAGUCGAGCAUUCCACGCAUCGGCACGAGCACAGACGUGGCAUAA
Molecule: messenger RNA, 738 nt
Organism: Serpula lacrymans var. lacrymans S7.9
Lineage: Eukaryota; Fungi; Basidiomycota; Agaricomycetes; Boletales; Serpulaceae
Exons: 2
Coding region: 1-738 (245 amino acids)
Source: RefSeq, a predicted model, not a curated record